AUGGCGAGCCUCCUACGUGUCGUGGCAGCCAGCUGCUCGGCCCCUGUGUUCAGCGGGGUUUCCUGUGUGAAGCUGCAGAGCGGCCGCACCGUCAAAUCUUCAUGCCUUCGCUUUUUCAGGACCCAUCAAGCUCUCGGACGAUGUGCCAGUCCAGGUAUUCCAUACAAACAGAUCACGGUCGGCGUACCCAAAGAAAUAUUCCAGAAUGAGCGUCGUGUGGCGAUUUCACCCGCUGGCGUCCAGGCGCUCAUCAAGCAGGGCUUCAAUGUCGUCGUGGAGUCCGGAGCCGGAGAGUCUUCCAAGUUCCCUGAUGAACAGUACACCCAGGCUGGAGCAACAAUUAAAGACAUUAAAGAUGUCUUGGCAUCUGAUGUGGUGGUUAAGGUCCGCGCUCCUGUUUUCAACCCUGCUUUGAGCGUCCACGAGGUGGAGAUGAUGAAAGAUGCGUCCACUUUGAUCAGCUUCAUCUACCCAGCUCAGAACCCCGAGCUGAUGGACAUGCUGUCCCAGAAGAAGGCCACCGUCCUGGCUAUGGACCAGGUGCCCCGAGUCACCAUCGCCCAGGGUUUUGAUGCACUGAGCUCCAUGGCAAACAUUGCAGGGUACAAGUCAGUUGUGUUGGCAGCUAACAACUUUGGUCGCUUUUUCACCGGACAAAUCACAGCAGCUGGUAAAGUGCCACCUGCAAAGGUUCUGAUCAUUGGAGGUGGGGUGGCUGGAUUGGCAGCAGCUGGUACUGCCAGGGCGAUGGGAGCCAUUGUCAGAGGAUUUGAUACCAGAGCUGCAGCUUUGGAGCAGUUUAAAUCUCUGGGCGCCGAGCCGCUGGAGGUGCACGUUAAGGAGUCAGGCGAGGGCCAGGGAGGCUACGCCAAGGAAAUGUCAAAGGAGUUCAUAGAGGCAGAGAUGAAGCUGUUUGCCAAACAGUGUCAGGAGGUGGACAUUGUCAUCAGCACUGCUCUUAUCCCUGGUAGGCGGGCACCCAUCCUGAUCACCAAACCAAUGGUAGAGAGCAUGAAAGAUGGGUCAGUGGUGGUGGACUUGGCUGCCGAGGCUGGAGGAAACAUUGAGACCACAGUACCUGGAGAGCUUUCAGUACACAACGGAGUGACCCAUAUCGGCUACACAGACCUGCCCAGCCGUUUGCCGACACAGUCCAGCAGUCUGUACUCCAACAACAUCACCAAGUUGAUCCGGGCCAUCAGCCCCGACAAGGAGAACUUUUACUUUGAUGUCAAGGAAUCAUUCGACUAUGGUACCAUGGACCACGUUGUCAGAGGAUCUAUUGUCAUGCAGAAUGGAAAGAACCUGUUCCCCGCUCCUCAGCCCAACAAUGUGCCUGUUGCAGCUCCUCCUAAACCCAAGUCCGUCCAGGAAAUGGAGAAGGAGAAGGCUUCGCAAGUCUCUCCCUUCAAGGCUACGCUUACCACUGCUGGCGUCUACACCGGAGGUGCUGCCACCCUGCUAGGUCUUGGUCUGUCCGCUCCCAACGCCGCUUUCACUCAGAUCGUCACCACCUUUGGUCUGGCUGGCAUCGUGGGAUACCACACAGUGUGGGGAGUCACCCCUGCUCUGCAUUCUCCACUCAUGUCUGUCACCAACGCUAUCUCAGGUCUGACGGCUGUGGGUGGUCUGUCCCUGAUGGGAGGCGGCUACACUCCUACAACUAGUGCUGAGACACUGGCUGUGCUGGCCGCCUUCAUCUCCUCGGUCAACAUUGCUGGUGGUUUCCUGGUGACUAAGAAGAUGUUGGACAUGUUCAAGCGUCCCACUGAUCCUCCAGAGUAUAACUACCUUUAUCUGCUUCCUGGUGGUGUCUUCGUUGGAGGCUACGCUGCCGCUCUGCAGUCCGGAUACAACAUUGAACAGAUGAUGUACUUGGGCUCAGGUCUGUGCUGUGUCGGUGCCCUUGCUGGCCUUUCCAACCAGAAAACAGCCCGCCUGGGUAACGCCUUGGGUAUGAUGGGAGUCGCAGGUGGGAUCGCUGCCACUCUGGGUGCCCUCAAGCCAAGCCCUGAGCUCCUGGCACAGAUGAGCGCAGCCAUGGCUGUCGGUGGCACUGCGGGCCUGGCCAUUGCUAAGAGGAUCCAGAUCACUGACCUGCCCCAGCUGGUCGCUGCCUUCCACAGCUUGGUUGGGCUGGCUGCCGUGUUCACCUGUGUGGCCGAAUACAUGAUCGAGUAUCCCCACUUUGCCACGGACCCCGCGGCCAACCUCACCAAGAUAGUCGCCUACAUCGGCACCUACAUCGGUGGAAUCACUUUCAGUGGAUCUUUGGUGGCAUACGGCAAACUGCAAGGUGUCCUGAACAGUGCUCCCCUGAUGCUCCCUGGUCGUCACGCUCUGAACGCCACUCUUAUGGCAGCCAGCGUUGGUGGGAUGAUUCCCUUCAUGUUGGACCCCAGUUACACCACAGGCCUCACCUGUCUUGGCUCUGUCUCUGCUCUCUCCGCUGUCAUGGGUGUAACCCUGACAGCAGCUAUCGGAGGCGCCGACAUGCCGGUGGUCAUCACCGUACUGAACAGUUACUCAGGCUGGGCCCUGUGUGCCGAGGGCUUCCUGCUCAAUAACAACCUCCUGACCAUCGUCGGAGCUCUCAUUGGGUCGUCUGGAGCCAUUCUGUCAUACAUCAUGUGUGUGGCCAUGAAUCGUUCACUGGCUAACGUGAUCUUGGGUGGCUACGGAACAUCCUCCACCGGUACAGGAAAGCCCAUGGAGAUCAUAGGCACACACACAGAGGUCAACGUGGAUCAGACCGUCGACAUGAUUAAAGAAGCCCAGAGCAUAAUCAUCACUCCAGGUUGGGGACUCUGUGCUGCAAAGGCCCAGUACCCCAUCGCUGAGCUGGUGAAGAUACUUAAUGAAGCUGGAAAAUCAGUCAGGUUUGGUAUUCACCCCGUGGCUGGCCGUAUGCCUGGUCAGCUCAAUGUGCUGUUGGCUGAAGCUGGUGUCCCGUAUGAUAUUGUCCUGGAAAUGGAAGAGAUUAAUGAAGACUUCCCUGAGACGGACCUGACCCUGGUGAUCGGUGCCAAUGAUACAGUGAACUCAGCCUCUCAGGAAGAUCCCAACUCCAUCAUUGCUGGUAUGCCUGUGCUGGAGGUCUGGAAGUCUAAGCAGGUGGUUGUGAUGAAACGUUCCCUGGGCGUGGGAUACGCAGCUGUUGACAACCCCAUCUUCUACAAGCCCAACACUGCGAUGUUGCUAGGUGACGCCAAGAAGACAUGUGACGCCCUGCAAGCAAAGGUCCGCGAGUCCCAGGAACAGUAAGGUUGUGGGAGCCACUGAGAGCCUACGUGGAAGUAGAAAGAAAAGGAAUCAACGUUUUUCCAAAAAUAUCUCAGCAUUAAGAUCCUCUUUGUCCAACUGUGACUCAGCCAAUUGAGCAAAGAUGAUCGCUUAAUAAAAGGUCUUUGGCACACCCUUCCUGUCAUCUAUCGAUAAAAGAAUUGGCAAUGUUUGAUGUCAAAGAUACACUUACACAGUAAGAGCCAAGCAAUGCAGAUAUUGUAGUUUUUCUAUUAGUGUAUAUCACAGUGCUCAUGAACUUAAAUACAGAAUUUGUUCUUUUAUUUCUAGAUAUUAAAGGAAGGGUACAUCGACCAUGUGCAUGUAGUCUGUAAUCUGCGGAGCAUCUGACGAGUGUCGUCUUCAUUUUAGACACUUAGGUUAAUGUACAACAAUCAAAAACGUAGAUGCAUUAAGAUGUUAGUUGUGUUAAAUUUAAAUAGUCAAUAGCUGAAAGUAAAUCUUAGAUGAAUUGGAAUAAAAAAGGAACAAAAGCAGACAUAUAUACAUAAAUAUAAUAAUGAUGGUAAAUCCCAGAGACUUAAGGACUAAAGUUUUUUUCCCCCCACACUAUAAAGACUGUUUCUCCCCCUUUCUUUAUUUCUUUUUCUUUCUCUCUUUGCUUUCAUUAUGGCAAAGUUAUUUGAUGUUCCUUUUGGUAGAUCUCUUUGCUCAGAUGUUUAUGUCACACCUCCUUAUUUCUGUAAGUUAAAAGAAAAAAAAGCAGAAUAGUGCGACAUUUUUCUAAAGUUCUUUCAGUUCCAGUUUUAUACUGUAUUGAGAGAUUUUUGUAUUCGGGUCCAGAAAACCUCGAACAUGUCAGUGUGAUCACGUUUUAGAAGCUAGUCAUCCUAUUGAUUAGGUCAUUACCAUCAAUCCUCCUAUUUUUUCUUUUCACUGUGUGUCUCCUCCUCCGCCAUGCCUCUAGUGCAGCAAUCACACAUGGGGCCAAAUACAGUUACAAAUCCAUUCAGACUGUCAAGCAUUUAAUGCAAUAAACCAAACGGGCUCUGAGCUUUUUUAAGUACGAGACCGCAGCUGUCCUGUAAAGACUGUAUUACUCCUGCGAGCAAACAAACACUCUUGUAGCUCUGACAGCUGAAUGGAUUUUAUGAUGUUUUUCAGCCAGGUGUGUCCCAUCAUCCUGUGUGGCUCUGAUAUUACGGUAAAGAAGGGUUGUUGUUUUUUUUUUCCUUCUUUUUGUUUUUUUUUAAGUGAAUGUGGCUCAUCCACUCCAAUAUGUGUCCUCAUUAUUGCUCUAAAGGGAAAUGAAGGAACACUUCUUGUAAAGUAGGGCCAGAUGUUAAUCUGAAUGACUGAUAUUCAUCAUAAACCUUAACUUGUGCCAACAAAAUACAAAAUAUUGAUUAAUGUAUAACAACGUAAGUACUUCUUGACAAAUCACCGAUAUAAUGACAGUAGCUCCCACUCUACACCUGUCACUCACUACACAGUUGAGCCAACCGAACUACAAGCAACAGAAACUUUGUCCACCCAGUUUGAAUCUUUGACUAAGGUUGGAUUGCUGUCACCUUUUUAUGGGCAUGAUACAAGAGAUGAAUUAGUAAUAUGUUUUCCUCGUACACGGUUUGAGGAAAGUGCUUCAUAAUAACUAAGUUAUUAUAGUUUCAUCGCGGGACCUGAUACAUAGACCAUGACACCUACCUCUCCAUGAAAUGAUCAAUAACUUUCCAUAGGACUUCAUCUGACCAAUCACCUUUGACCAGAUGUGUAACAGACCAGUCAUUUUCCAUCUUAAUUCAACCAGUCGGGUCUCAUGGAUCCUAAACCUGACCAAUUGCCUCCUGUUUUUGUGUUGUGUUUUUAACCAUCAGACCUCAGUUUGCUGCUGGCUAGUUUACUGUACGUUAUGCAAGUGUAGAGCUGUCGAUGUCAUUACUGCUUAUGAGGGGUUUUUGUUCUUACUCAAUUUACACAAACAUGAAGUCUUUAGGGACUAUUAAAUUGAGGUGUAUGCUCAAUAUUUCUUCUUGCCAUUUUUGUAUUGUAUAGGCAUUGAUCAAACUAAGGAAGAAGGAAAAUCAAAUUUUACAAUGGCCAACAUGUCCUCCCUGUGCCCUUUUAAAUUUUUAUCUUCUAAAGAAGAGAAUCUUUUUGUAAAGAGGCUAUUUGUGCGGAGCAACAGUUAGGGUAUGAAGAUGUACAAUGUUUCAAUGCGCCAUGUAGGGAGAUGAAAUGUACUGUGAAUGUUUUCCCCCUCUUGUUUUUCAUGGAACAUGUUCAUCCCUAAUAAACCUGUAUUUACACUAGA
Molecule: messenger RNA, 5554 nt
Organism: Larimichthys crocea (large yellow croaker)
Lineage: Eukaryota; Metazoa; Chordata; Actinopteri; Sciaenidae
Gene: nnt
Product: nicotinamide nucleotide transhydrogenase
Exons: 21
Coding region: 1-3264 (1087 amino acids)
Biological process (GO): proton transmembrane transport; NADPH regeneration
Cellular component (GO): mitochondrial inner membrane
Molecular function (GO): oxidoreductase activity; NADP binding
Source: RefSeq, a predicted model, not a curated record